This is a messenger RNA of Chlorocebus sabaeus (green monkey), 2714 nucleotides long. Lineage: Eukaryota; Metazoa; Chordata; Mammalia; Primates; Cercopithecidae. The record is from RefSeq and is a predicted model, not a curated record.
UACCGUGGAAACCGCGGCCAUGGCUGCACCGCGGCAAGUCCCCAGCCACACAGUGCCCCGUAAGCCCAGCUGCUCUACAAACUCGUCGUUCACCCGGACGCCGGUGUCCACUGUGUCUCUCGGUUCCCGCGAGCUGCCUGUCUCGCCGUGGCAGGUCGCCGAGCCGUCGAGCAAGAAUCUGUGGGAGCAAAUCUGCGACGAGUAUGAAGCUGAGCAGCCUCCCUUUCCGGAAGGAUAUAAAGUCAAACAGGAACCUGUGAUUACUGCAGUUUCAUUGGUUUACAGAAGAGUUCCUGGAGAGGAGGGCGAGCUGGAGAUCCAACUGGUUGCGCCAGUGGAGGAAAUGCUUUUUCAUGGCUUCAGUGCAGAGCACUAUUUUCCGGUUUCCCAUUUCACCAUGAUCUCACAUACACCCUGUCCUCAAGAUAAAUCGGAAACAGUCAACCCAAAAACAUGUUCUCCCAAAGAAUAUUUGGAAACUUUCAUCUUUCCUGUUCUGCUUCCCGGAAUGGCUAGCCUGCUUCACCAAGCGAAGAAGGAAAAAUGUUUUGAGAGGAAAAGAACCAAAUUCAUUGCCUGUGAUUUUCUGACCGAGUGGUUAUACAACCAAAAUCCAAAGAGGGCAGGGGAGCCAUUCACAGAAUUUUUCUCCAUUCCAUUUGUGGAGGAGUGGCUAAAGCAACACCCACGGCCGCCAAUCCCACUCUCCCUCCUGCUGACAGAAGAGGAAGCGGCCCUCUACAUUCAAUCCUUCUGGAGAGCCUAUUUGCUUCCUGUUCCUCCUUUCCAGAGAGGGGCGUCUCCUGCUGCAGCUGUUCCAGGAAGAGGGGUGGGAGUGCAUUUCCUCCCUUUGUGUGCGCUCAUUAGCCCUGUCUCUGGCUUUCCUCUGGGGACAGCCAGCCAACCAGGAUGCCAGCUGGUCUUGAGCAUCCCUAUGGAGAAACUUACAUGACAAGAAACUGAGGCCUCCAGCCAACAGCCAUUGGAGAGAGCCAUUGUGGAAGAGGAUCCUCCAGCCCAGUUGAGCCUUCAGAUGAUGGCAGGCCCAGCUGACAUCCUAACAGCAGCCUUGACCCUAAGCCAGAAUCCCCCAGCUGAGCUGUUCCUAUGUUCCUAAUCCUCAGAAAUUGUGUUGUUUCUGAAAGCUGCCGCACCUGGGGGAUGUUUGUUAUGCAGCAAUGGAGACCAAUACAAUAACUCAGGCUGCUGCAAAGAGAACAGAUUGUAAGAGGAUAAAAGUAGAAGCAGGAAAACUUGUAGUAUUUGUUUGCAUCCUUGCUACUCAAAUUAUGGUCCAAGAACCAGUGCUAUUAUCAUCAUCAACUGGCAUCUGGUUGGCAUGCAGAAUCUCAGGCCCCACCCAGACCUCCUGAAUCAAAAUCUGCAUCUUUACAUGGUUCCCAAGAGAGUCUUUGUAUGCUGAAGUUUGAGAAGCAGUCUAUGGAUGACAGCCUAGUAGGGUGCCAUGAUCUGGGUUUUAAUCCUGGCUUGCCAACAAUGUGACCUUCAGUAAAUUACUUAAUUUUCCUAAGCCUCAGUUUCCUUUCUUAUAAAAUGGGGAUAAUAAUAUUGCUGCUGUCAUAGGGUCAUAUGUGAGGGCAUAAAUGAAAUGGUGCAGGUAGCACAGUGCUUGGCACAUGGUUAAGGGCUCAUAAGUAUUACCUCUGUAUUGACUGAGUCUGAUCCAUGCAUUUGCUCCCUGAGAAUAUAUUCCUGAUCAUUUCCUGAUGAUGAUCCUUAAAUGAGUAUUUUUUUUAAUUCCCUGUCAAAGAAAAUCCUGUUUUGCUUUUUUUUUUAAAAAACAAAACAAAACAAAACAUCCUUGAGCUCAUCAAGAAAACUUUUGUCUGUGCCCAGCAUGAUUCCAGCCAUACCCCAGAAUGAAGGCGCCUGGUUUCCAUGGUCCAUUUCCAGGCCCAGUUCUCAGGGCAAUUUUCAGGGCCACCCAGCAGGCCAAAAUAGGCCACGGCACUAUAAAUAGUGGAUUUGGGCUGCUUUGGGCCUGACUUCUCAGGUCAAGCCUUUCCCUUCCCCCUGCCUGCUCCUGUAGUUGUUUAAAUAUACUCUGGGUUAGAGCUGCUAGUGCAUUUUCCUUAAUAUGCCCAGGAAAUGUCUUGCCAACUUGCCAGGCUAUCAGCAAAAUCUCCUUUUUCUCAGUCACAAUGUACCACAAGUAUGUGACGAAAACUGAUAAACCACACUCCAGGUUUCACUCAAGGGUUCACACAGGUUUCACUGCAGUGAACUGGCUCUAGGGCUCAGGGAUUUGAGAAGCCUGAGUGCCACCCUGCCUCUCUUGCCAUGUGAGCUUGUAUGCGUAUUUCACGUCUCGGAGCCUCAUUUUCCUUAUCUGUAACGUGAGGCUGAUAAUAAUAAGGAAUUCUAGUUCCUCGGGUGGUUGGGUGGAAUAAAUGAGAAACCUGCAUAUUAGCAGGACUGGUUAUAUAUUAAUUUGCGGGGCUCAGAGGAAAAUGAAAAUGCAGGGCUCCUUGUUCAAAGUGAUUAAGAAUUUCUAGAUAGUGUCAGCAGAGCAUAAAAUAAGUGUGAGGCCCUUGUAAGCGUGAGUCCUGUGCAGUUGCACAGGGCAGUGCCCAUGAAUCCAGGCCUGCAUGUGAGCCACCUAGUACCCUGCCUGACAUUAGCACCAGCCAAAUCUCCAACUUUCCUAGGGUACCUUUUUUUUUUUUUUUUUUUUUAGACGGAGUUUUCACUCU